AUGAGCCCCCCUCAUUCUUCCACUUUCGAGAAGCCACUUCUUUAUAUGCCGUUCUCUUCCUCUCCGCCAUUCGCGUGACCAAAGAGUUCUCACCGUUUCUCUCGCCUUUCUCCUCCGUCUCUCAAACCCUAGUCAAUCCUCUCUCACCAUGUACCGCGCGGCACUCUCCCUCGCCUCCAAAUCUAGGAUCGUUGGGAGUAGCAGCCGCCAGAUUGGAAGUAGAGUAUCUUGGAGCAGGAACUAUGCGGCCAAGGACAUUAAGUUUGGUGUGGAGGCUCGUGCCUUGAUGCUUAAGGGUGUUGAGGAUCUUGCUGAUGCUGUGAAGGUGACCAUGGGUCCCAAGGGACGCAAUGUUGUUUUGGAGCAAAGCUGGGGUGCACCCAAAGUCACAAAAGAUGGUGUCACUGUUGCUAAGAGCAUUGAGUUCAAGGAUAGGGUUAAGAACAUGGGUGCAAGCCUGGUAAAACAAGUUGCAAAUGCUACUAAUGAUGUUGCCGGGGAUGGUACAACCUGUGCUACUGUCCUUACUAGAGCAAUAUUUGCUGAAGGGUGCAAGUCAGUUGCUGCUGGGAUGAACGCCAUGGAUUUAAGGCGUGGUAUCACAAUGGCUGUUGAUUCUGUGGUGACAAAUUUGAAAAGCAGGGCCAGAAUGAUCAGCACUUCGGAAGAAAUUGCUCAGGUUGGUACUAUAUCGGCUAAUGGGGAAAGAGAAAUUGGCGAGCUCAUUGCAAAGGCUAUGGAGAAAGUUGGCAAAGAGGGUGUCAUCACCAUCCAGGAUGGAAAAACUCUUUACAAUGAAUUGGAAGUGGUUGAAGGUAUGAAACUUGACAGAGGUUAUAUCUCACCAUAUUUCAUCACCAACCAGAAGACCCAAAAAUGUGAACUUGAUGAGCCACUGAUAUUGAUACAUGAGAAAAAGAUAUCCAGCAUUAACGCUGUUGUGAAGGUAUUGGAGUUGGCCUUGAAGAAACAAAGGCCUCUGCUUAUUGUUGCUGAAGACAUAGAGAGUGAUGCCCUAGCAACUCUCAUUCUCAAUAAGCUCCGUGCUGGUAUCAAGGUGUGUGCAAUCAAAGCUCCUGGGUUUGGUGAAAAUAGGAAAGCCUCUCUGCAGGAUCUUGCUGUCCUCACCGGUGGUGAACUCAUCACCGAGGAACUUGGCAUGAACCUUGAAAAAGUAGAGGCUGAUAUGCUUGGUUCAUGCAAAAAGGCAACAAUUUCAAAAGAUGAUACCAUUGUCCUUGAUGGUGCUGGUGACAAGAAGGGUAUUGAAGAGAGAUCUGAACUGAUAAGAUCUGGAAUCGAAUUAAGCACAUCUGAUUAUGAUAAGGAGAAGCUUCAGGAGAGAUUAGCAAAGCUUUCGGGCGGUGUUGCUGUUCUAAAGAUUGGAGGGGCCAGUGAAGCUGAAGUAGGUGAGAAGAAGGAUAGAGUGACUGAUGCUUUGAAUGCAACCAAGGCUGCUGUUGAAGAGGGGAUUGUCCCUGGUGGUGGUGUCGCCCUCCUUUAUGCUUCCAAGGAAUUGGAUAAGCUGCAAACUGCUAACUUUGAUCAGAAGAUUGGAGUUCAGAUCAUUCAGAAUGCUCUAAAGACCCCAGUGCACACGAUUGCGUCUAAUGCAGGCGUGGAAGGGGCUGUGGUUGUUGGCAAACUUCUGGAGCAGGAUAACCCUGAUCUUGGAUAUGAUGCAGCUAAAGGUGAGUAUGUCGACAUGGUCAAGUCAGGUAUCAUUGAUCCAUUGAAAGUCAUAAGGACCGCUUUGGUGGAUGCAGCGAGUGUCUCAUCUUUGAUGACGACAACGGAGGCUAUUGUGGUAGAACUCCCUAAGGAAGAGAAAGAGGCGACUCCUGCAAUGGGAGGAGGUAUGGGUGGAAUGGAUUAUUAAAAGUUGACAAAUGAUGUGGACAAUCAUAUCUGCGUUCAAAGUUCAGAUAGAAAAGAUUAUGAUUUUUGAGGCUUGUAGUCAUUAUGUUAUUGCAUAUCAUUUGAUGCUUACACCCAAUUGUCUCACAAGGGAAUUUUUGAUGCUUCACUGGCUGUUGAAUUUAAUUAAUAAAAACCCUCAUGUAGACAGUUAAACAUUAAGGUCUUUGGACCACCACCAAAAAUCUAAGAGUAGCCUUUUUAUUAUUA
Molecule: messenger RNA, 2127 nt
Organism: Dioscorea cayenensis subsp. rotundata (Guinea yam)
Lineage: Eukaryota; Viridiplantae; Streptophyta; Magnoliopsida; Dioscoreales; Dioscoreaceae
Product: chaperonin CPN60-2, mitochondrial-like
Biological process (GO): protein refolding
Cellular component (GO): mitochondrion; cytosol
Molecular function (GO): ATP-dependent protein folding chaperone; ATP binding
Source: RefSeq, a predicted model, not a curated record